Messenger RNA from Cynoglossus semilaevis (tongue sole), 1770 nucleotides. It is a transcript of the gene slc41a3, whose product is annotated as solute carrier family 41 member 1. The transcript has 11 exons. The coding region runs from base 224 to 1684 and encodes 486 amino acids. Gene Ontology annotation, cellular component: plasma membrane. Gene Ontology annotation, molecular function: monoatomic cation transmembrane transporter activity. Lineage: Eukaryota; Metazoa; Chordata; Actinopteri; Pleuronectiformes; Cynoglossidae. The record is from RefSeq and is a predicted model, not a curated record. Gene Ontology annotation, biological process: monoatomic cation transport.
AUAAGUUACCGGAGUAGCAGUAUUAUGGGAUAGACAUGGCAGCCUUCAGUGGAGGAAUGUUCGAAUGGCAGUACAGUAUAAGGAUCAAUUGAGUCGUUUUAUCUGUUGUGGGUUAAAUUCUUCGUUUCUGCAACUGCCUUUCUCUCGGGUAUGCCACCGGAUGUUGACGCUUCCCGAGUAUUCUUGGACUCGGGCUUCAAUAUAAAUAACCAGAAACUCCAAAAUGCCUGGUGAAGAGAAGGUAUCGCAGCAGACCCGGCACAGGAAAAAGAACAAAAAAUUGCGCCUGAAGGCAGCAGGUGCAGGCGGCGGUCCCACCACCACAACAGUUAAUGGCCAGGAAGACCCUACCCUACCUACAUCUUCUCAACAUGUGCUCCCCAAAAAGCCAGCUGAUGUCAGACCCAAAAUAUCAGUCACCAAGUUGGAGGAAGAGUCGUCCAAAUCUAUUUGUCUCCAGGUGCUUUUCCCAUACCUGCUGGCUGGAAUGGGUAUGGUGAUGGCUGGCAUGGUGCUGGACAGUGUACAGCACUGGGAGGUGUUCAAGGUGAUAACAGAGGUCUUCAUCCUGGUUCCAGCUCUCGUUGGACUCAAAGGAAAUCUGGAGAUGACUCUGGCAGCUCGACUCUCUACUGCUGCCAACACAGGACAACUGGAUGACCCGAAAAAACAGUGGAUUAUGGCCUGCAGCAAUCUGGCACUAAUACAGGUCCAGGCAACAGUGGUGGGCUUCCUGGCUGCAGUGGCAGCUAUUUGUUUAGGUGCCAUUUCUAGAGGAGGUGUUGAACUGGACCAGGCUGCUGUUCUGUGUGCCAGCAGCAUCACCACAGCAUUUGUAGCUGCUCUGUCCUUAGGCCUGGUGAUGGUUGGAGUCAUCAUUGGUUCCAGAAAAGUGGGCAUCAACCCUGAUAAUGUGGCCACCCCGAUAGCUGCCAGUCUGGGGGAUUUGAUCACGCUGUCCCUGCUGGCUGGGGUCAGUAGUACACUCUUCUCCUACAGAGACAUGUGGUACCUGUCACCGCUGGUGUGUUUGCUCUUCCUGGCUCUGAUCCCACUCUGGGUGGUCGUGGCCCAACAGAGUCCUCAGACAAAGGAGGUUCUUCGCUCGGGGUGGCAGCCUGUUAUAGUUGCCAUGUCCAUCAGCAGUUUCGGAGGCCUCAUUCUGGACAAGACAGUGAGUGAUCCGAACUUUGAGGGAAUGGCCGUCUUCACCCCCGUCAUUAAUGGAGUGGGUGGUAACUUGGUGGCCAUCCAGGCCAGUAGGAUCUCCACCUACCUUCACUUCUGGAGCAUCCCAGGAGUUCUGCCGUACAAGAUGAGGCAACACUGGCCCAAUCCCUGCAUCACCUUCUUCUCUGCAGGUGUGAACUCCAAGUCGGCUCGGGUGCUGAUGAUGCUGGUGGUCCCCGGUCACCUGGUCUUCCUCUACGCCAUCUCUCUGCUGCAGGGAGAUGAGGCGCCGAUCUCUGUGUCCUUCACCAUCUGCUACAUCUGUGCUGCUCUGCUCCAGGUGGCCAUCCUCCUAUAUGUUGCCGACCUCAUUGUCAGGUUCAUGUGGAGGAAGAGUCUGGACCCUGACAACUUCUCCAUCCCCUACCUGACCGCCCUGGGCGACCUGCUGGGCACGGGUUUCCUGGCUCUGUGCUUCCACUGUGUGUCAUUAAUUCACAGCCUGGCUCUGUGAUUUGGCUCUUCCUUUUGGAGUUGAACAGACUCUGAUUGCUAGACUCUGACGUGUUGAUGGAAGUUUUGUCAAUAAAUCAUUUGUCC